This is a messenger RNA of Arvicanthis niloticus (Nile rat), 722 nucleotides long. NCBI's taxonomy places the organism in Eukaryota, Metazoa, Chordata, Mammalia, Rodentia, Muridae. The record is from RefSeq and is a predicted model, not a curated record.
UUCGCGGCAGACCCCUUCACCCUUACCUGCCCCCCUCCAGGAUCUAAGCGUUACCUUUGGGGAGGAGUUUCAGGGGAGCACUCAGUCCUUUGAUUUAUUGCCCCCCUCCUCCAAGGAAGUGGAGCCCUUUCCCUGGCUCCUCCCUGUGUUCCUUAAGGAAGAACCCCCCGAUUUUGUCCGAGAUGCUGAUGCCUAAGAAGAAUCGGAUUGCCAUCUACGAACUCCUUUUUAAGGAGGGCGUGAUGGUCGCCAAGAAGGAUGUCCACAUGCCCAAACACCCCGAGCUGGCAGACAAGAAUGUGCCCAACCUUCACGUGAUGAAGGCCAUGCAGUCUCUCAAGUCUCGAGGCUACGUGAAGGAGCAGUUUGCUUGGAGACAUUUCUACUGGUACCUCACGAACGAGGGCAUCCAGUAUCUCCGGGAUUACCUGCACCUACCUCCGGAGAUCGUGCCCGCCACCCUGCGCCGCAGCCGCCCGGAGACUGGCAGGCCUCGGCCCAAAGGUCCAGAGGGUGAACGGCCUGCAAGAUUCACAAGAGGAGAGGCAGACAGAGACACAUACAGAAGGAGCGCUGUGCCCCCUGGAGCUGACAAGAAGGCUGAGGCUGGGGCUGGCUCGGCAACUGAAUUCCAGUUUAGAGGCGGCUUUGGUCGUGGACGUGGUCAGCCACCUCAGUGAAGUCGGAGAUAAUGUAUUGAAUAAACUUUAAAGAAAACAUGG